AUGGCCGCCACCCCGGCCGCAGUCACCUGCGAGAAUGAUCCAAAUUUUGGAACCAUCCUCUCGUUCAUGGAACAGUUCGGCCCAUUCCUGGACGUCGGCGAGUGGAACAUUGCCGAGCUCCGGUCGAUGCUAGUGAACACCGAAACGGUUCCUCAACCACUGGCGGAUCUGCACAUCAAGCUAAUGCGGAAGAUCAACAAAAAGGUACCGGCAGCCCGCUGGGAGCUGGCGUUGGCCAAAUUCGCACACUCGUACUCGCACCAAGACGCCUGGGAAAUCGAACGGUUCGGCUACAAAACGGCCAAUUUGGCCGUGAAGCUGCGCGUCCUGAAGGCAUUGCUCGAGGGACAGUUCGAUUUGAACACAAAGUUUAAAGCCCACAUCAACACGACCGGUGCCGGCGAGCUGCGGUUGGAACCGCUGGGCCGCGACCGGCAGGGCAACUGUUACUGGUACUUUAUGGACGAGAGUGCCAACCUGCAGAUCUAUCAAACGGACGCGGAGAUGGACACGUGGACACUGGUGGCCAGCAAUCGGGAAGAGUUUGUAAACGUGAUCGAGAUGCUGAAGGAGAAUCGACCGAUCCAACCGCUUCCGAUGGCGAUGCCAGUGGAAGAGGAAGACGAGGAAGAGGACGAGAGUGCCGAGAGUACGAGUGAAUCGGAAGCGAUGCGUCUGGGCACGAUUCCGGCACCGACGGAAGCACUGCCCAGUUUGAUCAUAUCGCGCCGCACGUACAAGACUGCCGAAUCCUCCGUGACCGGCGAGACUGGCGAAGAAACAAAGAAUGGCAGCAAACUGGACGUGGUAGAGGAUGAGAUAGAGGCGACACCGGAUGGAGGCAAAGUGCUUGCAGAAUCGCUCGGUGAGGAACCACCGAGAGAUAGUUCCGAACAGCAAGAACAGCCUUCCAGCGGACUGUCGGAAAUGAAGACGGACGACGGAGCUGACCCGGAACCGGUGGCGAGUGGUGAGCCCAUGGAUCUUGCAUCGGAAAACCGGACCGACACGGAAGAAGCGAUAUUGAAGGAAGAGGACAAGAGCAUAAAAAUGGACGUGGACGAGGAGCAGGAGCAAGUGCCUUCACCAAAGGUGGAGCCAGAUGAGUCGAAAGUGCAUACGAAUAAUGCAGCGGACCAGCCGACCGCCAAGGUGGAUUGCGCGGAGACGAACGAACCGGUGACCGAUAAAAAAGUUGAAGUUGAAGCGGAUGACACCGAGAAGCCGCCACGGGACGAAGAACCCAGCAAGGAAGCGAUGGUGGGAGAAGCGAUCGAAGAUCCACCGUUGGUGGUACAAGGCGCCGGAACUGGGGCCGAGUGCGACAGUAGUGUGGAGCCCAUGUUUAGCGAAGUAGUCGAAGAACCGAUCAUGUUUUUCUACGGAUUCGGCACCGGAGCAGACAACGAUAUGGGUAACACGAAGAAGCUGGAAGCGACAGAACCUGCAACGCACGAAACUACGGCUGCGAAAGGGGCCGGAAAUGGCGAGGGCAAUCCGCAUUCACCUCCCGUCGAUACCAAGCCGGAGGAGGGCGAUGGCAAUGGAGUGGCCCCGUCGAAGAACGCACCAUUAUCUACCAAAGAAGGCAUCGAAUCGGAAGAAGGCAUCGAGCAGCAGCGACAGCGGCAUGGUGACGGUGACGGCGCAAACGAUGGAGCCGAUGCGGAGGAACUGCCUGGGAAAACGGACCCCAAACAGAAACCCUCGGAUGAUUCGAAACAAAACAGCCGAAAGUCUUCGCCAGCCGUACGCGGCAAAAGACCCGAAAACCGGGACGAAGCCGUGACUGCUGUGCUUGUGGAGAGAAAGCGUGGCCCCGGCCGAAAAGCGGCCGCUCCAAGAAAGCUCCUAACAACGAUAGCACCAACGGAAGAAGCCUCGUCACAGGAAGAGGAACUGGAAGUGUACAGCAAGCUAGUGACCCCGGAGGGCACAACGAAAGCGGAUGGCGUGAAGGAAGCCGAGGAUGCAAAAAGUCCACUAAAGACGGAGAAAAACGGUGACCACCGGCCCGCCACACAGUCGGUGGGCGAGAAAGAAGCUCUGAAAAAGGAAUUGACACCCGAGCGGAUGGUGGAGGCGUCGGCCGUCGCGAAACAUGAACCAUCUUCCGACCACACGGAAGUGGAACAGAAAGCGGAACCAAAGCAGGAACACGAACCCGAUCGUAAAGAUUUGGCGGUGGACCCUGCAGAGGAUCAGAAGCCAGAGAUCGCCGUGGGGAUAAAACAAGAGGAAUCCAACGAAGCGGAGGCACCGCCAGUCGCGGAAGAAGCGGAAGACAAACAAAGUCCAGGAAAGCGGAAGCGGCGCCAUCGGAACGGAUUAGUCGACGGCCUGGACAUCUCGAUGGUGCUGGUGGAUGGUGCGGGCUCGGACGGCGGUAAUAAUCCGCCGGUUCGCCAGUCCCGUCGGAUCGCGAUGCAGAAGAUCAAGGAGGAGUCGAACCGACGGCAGAUCGAGGAUCAGAUGCUGAAGAAGAUGAAGGCGGAUGCGGUGCAGAAGAAGAAGGAUCUGGGCAUGAAGGUGUCCGACGAGGAGUAUCGGCUGGGCAAAUCGUCGUCCUCGGAGUCGGACAGUAGCAGCUCGGACGGCGGCCUGGGCGCGGACGGUCGGCGGCGGAAGAAGAAGAAGAAAAGGAAGAAGAAAAGCCUCGCGCAGCAGCAGCUGGACGAGCAGCUGCUGGCCAAGGCGAAGCAGUCGACGUGGAACAGUGCCACGUCACCGGAGAGCAGCUCGGAGACGGAGGCGGAGGAUUACUUCGUGGAGCACUACCACUCGGAGGAGGACGUCCGGCGGAGCCACGUGCUGAAGUCGGACCACGAGUUUUCGCCCGAGUCGGACCUAGAGUCGGAAGCGCCGGCGCAACCACUGAAGCGGGCCCGUACCGCCCGCAAGGCCCGACGCGCCCGCGACGAAGAGGAAGACGAGAGGGAGGAGGAGGCGGAGGACGAUGAAGCGGACCACGCGUGCCAGGAGUGUAAAACGACGGACCAACCGGAGUGGAUUCUGCUGUGCGAUUCGUGCGACAAGGGGUACCACUGUGCGUGCCUCAAGCCGAUCCUGUUCUCCAUCCCCGAGGGCGACUGGUUCUGUCCGGUGUGCCAGCACCGGCAGCUGAUCGAGCGGCUCGAGUCGAAGCUGACCGUAUUCGAUGCCCUGCGCACGAAACUGGUGGCGGACGAGAAGCGACGCCUGGAGGAAGAACAGACGGCACGGGAGGCCGAGCUGGCCGAGCUGGCGCUGGUCGAGCGGCGCGAAGAGCAACUGCGGGCGGAAAAGCGUGCCCGGCAGCAGCAGCGGUUGCUGGAGCGUGCUGAAGCCGAAGCGAAUCGAACGGCAGCACGGGAAGCGGCCGGCGGUGACGACGGUGGCUCGCCAAUGGAGUCCGACGACGAGACGGAGGGCCAGCGGCAACGCCGUAAACGACGCCACCAGCGACGCCAGCGACGAGCACCGAAACGGCGUCGCGGAUCCGGCGAUCGCGCUUCCCAAUCGAGCCAAUCGAGCAGCGAUGGCUCGGACGGUGACGGCAGUGGUCGCCGCAGCGUGCGUAGCGGUAGCGAUGAUAACACCGACUCCGACGACAUACCCAUCUACAAGCUGCGGCGUCGGGCAUCGGCCAAGGUGAGCUACAAGUUCAACGAGUACGAUAAUCUGAUCGACUCGGCGAUCCGGCGCGAAAUGCGCAACUGUGACCCGGUGCCUGCCGAUGAUGCCGAAGUGGACCAGGAGGACGAACCGGAGGAAGAGGAGGACGACGACGAUGAGCGGCACGGAAUGUCCAAGGGGAAGGACAUUAGCACGAUCAUCGAGGCGGAGGAGGAGGCACGCCGAAAGCAGGCCCUGCUGGCCGAGGGAAAAGAGCACCCCGAAGGAACCGGCGGCAGCGACGGCGGCGACGGCGAUCGGUUAGUGAAUGGCGGGGAUCCGGCUUCGGUAGCCGAUCGGAAGGUUGCCAAAGACGAGGACGACGGGGUCGCGGGAGGACGCAAACCGGCGGCAGUGGCCGGAAAUCGGGCCGCCGGGCAGAAGAAGCGCAAAAAGAAGAAGAAGCUGUGCAAGAUCGAGUUCAGCUCGGAGGAAGAGGCAGACGACGACUCGGACGAAGACUUCCGGGGCGAUGUGAGCGGAUCGGACGACGAGGAGGACGAGGAGGAAGACGAUGACGACGAGGACGACGAGACGGGGACGGGGGACAGCGAGAGCUCGCUGGAGGUGCGUCGUCGCGGCGCUGGAGGCGUCGGUGGAGGCCGGAGACCGAGCGGUCGGGCUGCGGUCAGCAAGCGGCGGCGGAUCGUGGAGAACUCGGACGAUUCCGACGAGGAAGAGGAAGCCCGCCGAAGCGCGGCUAAGAGUAGGAAGAACCGCAAGAAGGGCGUACUGGCGGACGAUAGUGACGAUCCCGAUCUGGAGCUGGACGACGAGGACGAAGAGGAGGACAGCGAAGACUACGACAGUGACGAUCUGUGCAGUGACACGGAAACGGAAAGCAGUCGGAACAGUAGCAGCAACAGCAACAGCAGCAGCAGUACCGGGGCCAGCAGCAGCGACGGCGAUUGGAGGCGCAAUAAGAAAAAGUCCAAAUCGAAGGGUGGCAGCAAAACGGCCGCUGGCGGGAAGGGUGGCGUUGGUGGCGGCAAGCACCUCGAGCGACCACCGAAGAAGGCUGGCUCGAAAGCGAAUCGGCCGCUGGCAUCGAGCGAGAGCGAAAGCGACGGCAGUAGGAGCAGCGCGGCCGGCGGUGAUGGUGCGGCCGGUGGCAAGGGCAAGGGAGGAGGUGGCAAAACGAUGCCACGCAUCGCGAAGAAGCAGUGCAAAAAGGGCUCCGGAAAGGGAGCCGCCGGCGGGAGCUCGGCGGAUGGUGAAGAUGGCGCGAAGAAGACGGACCGGAAAACGCGCGGCAAAAAGAUUCACUACAUCGUGGAUGAAGAUUUCGAAAGCUCCGACGACGGUAUCCGGCCGGGAGUGCAGCGACCCGACACGCCGCCGGAGGAGCGGGAACAGUUCAUACGGCGGCAGGAAGAAAUCAAGCGCAUGCUGGCGGAGAACAACGCGGCCAAGGCGAAGGAAUUGGCCAACUCGAAGAUCGAUCCGCUCGGGGCGGGCAAGGAUGGGCCGAAGGACGGAUCGCUGUCGGACGUGCCGAUGCAGGUGAUCGAGAGCGCCCGGAUACUGGACAUCGAUUUCCUCAAGAGCACCAGCGGCAACACGGCCCGCAUCGCGACCGUAGACUCGGUGGUCGAUUUCGACGACGAGCUGCCGGAGGAUUUCGAUCCGAACGCCGACGACAUGGACGAGGAAGCGCUGGCCAAGAUAAUGGAGGAGGAAGACUUUGCCCACCAUCAGCUGAAACCUUCGGCGACGGCGGUGGCGACCGUGGCUGCGGCAACGGCCACCGGUGGUGCCCCGCAGCCGGAAGGUUUGCCAACGGGAACUCCGUCGAAAAAUCGUCGCAAGUCACACGAUCCAGAUGAGUUUCUGCUGCAGCAAGCACGUGCUGCCGGUGGCGCUGCUGUUGCUCGAGUCCCGCCACCCGGCAAGGAGCAUCAUCUGCAUCCAAUGAAUUUAGCACAAUCCGGAGCGGGUCCGGUUGGCACGCCGUAUCCGCCAGCCGUGCAAAGUCCGAUGAAGGCCUUACUGAAGCCCACACUACCGCCUCCGGGGUCACCGAUCACCGGCAUUCCCACGUCCACCAUAAUGAGUGCGGCCAGUGCCGGGCCCGCCGGUACUAUUCUGGCCAGCGCGUUGCAAACGGGGCCGCAGCAACACCAUCCAACGGUACCGCCGCCACCGUUGCUUAAAGAGCACCCGGGAGCUCCGGGUGGGAUGCGGCCGGACAUUCUAAUGCGCGGACCGCCGGGAAGCAACCUUCAGCAUCACCCAUCGCUGGCGGCCUUUGUCGCCGGCACCGGUGGUCCCGGUUUGCACCACAAACCGGAGCUGGCACACCUGAUCAGUGGACUGGCGGCCGGUGUCCCGUUACCGAAGGGUGGUCCACCACCGACGCACCAUUCCAGUCCACAGCACCACCACCUCCAUCACGCGCACCGGUUGCCACCGGGUGCGAUGCCGCUUCCCGCUGCGUCUAUGCUCGGUCAUGUGCCGCAUCUAAAACCACAUCCGGGCCUACCACCGACGACGGCCACGGUGGCCGUUCCGGUAACAGCUGCACCACAAAUAGCACCGAUUGGUCCCGCGCCGCAUCAAGCUUCUGCGACGGCAGCGGCCGAGCGGCGUCCCGGGCGUAGAAAGAAGAUUACGCCGCUUCGAGAGGACUUGAAACGAAGAGGAGGGCCUCCACUAUCGCCAACGUCAGGACCUCCAGGUGCUCAGGAUGCAGCAGCAGCAUCACCAGUGGCACCAGGGGCACCACCGUCACAAGUGCCCGGACCACCGGCACAUCAACAGGUGUUGCCGCCGCCAAUGGCGCGCCAUCCACACCAGUCGCCACUGUUGCCCCAUCUACACCACGGGCACGCCGGCGGUGUGCGAUUGCCACCGGUAUCGCUGGGAGGGACCACGGGUCCACCGAUGGUAGGCGGCCUGCGUCCGCCGCCCAUCUCCACCAGCCAUAAUACAAUUCAACAGAAUGCAUCGGCCAUCGCUGCUGCAGCGGCGGCCGCGGCAGCAGCUGCUGCCGCGCAAGAAAUAGCGAUUAAGGUACAUUCCCGGCCGGACGGGGCCAAUGGUGGCGGCGGUGGUGGUAUGCACGCGAACGAGCCACCCAUCUCGGUGCCCUCUUCCGUGUCACAUCUAUCGUAUUUAUCGGAGAACCCACUGUUCGCCCAUCGCCUCGGUCCCUUGCCCAGCAGUAUUCUCGCUUCCAGCAGCUCCAGCUUGCAGCGGAUAGCGGCGAUGAGUGGGGCUGCCGGUCCACCGGCAGCCGUGUUCGGUGACCCGGCGGCAGCGUAUAACGGUGGCUGGAAACCACCGGGGAAACCGAAAGCAUCGAGUGGACCACCACCGACUGCUCCGCCAUCGGGCGGCAUGAUGAUGGGUCCUCCGGUUGGCUCGUUGGAACAUUAUCAUGAUUACAACCCGGCGAGUCAUUACAAUCCGUACUACAACGUGCUGGACCGUGCGCACCAUCUCAGGCCUCCGCCACCAUCGCUCGGGGAGCUGCAUCGCACCAGCGCCCUGUCGCCGACCACGUUCACCACACUGCAGCCCCUAGAGUUUCAGCACGUCCUGAAACCGGGCGGAGAAAAUCAUCAUCAUCAUCAUGUUCCACCGCAUCAUCACCACCACCAUCAUCAUGCAGCGACAUCGGCUGCGGCAGCGGCGGCAGCUGCGGCGGCGGCGGCAGCGGCCACGGUUGCUUCCGUAGCACCCGCAGCGUCGGCAGGAGACGAAGGCGCUCCGACACCGCACGGCAGUGUUCCGCCUUCGCCCUCGUCCAGGACAGCACCGGCCGAGCACGCGGCGGCCGCCGUUGGCGCAACAUCGCCUCCUUCGACGGGCCCUAACGCGAGCGGCGGAGAAGAGGGAGGACGGUCACCGAGGUCACCGUUGGCGCCCGCGUCGGGCGUGUCCGCUGGCGCCGCGACGUCCUCCAGUGCGAGCAGCAGCGUUUUCGGCGAGCUCGUCAGCUACUUCAGUUCCCAGCAGGAUGAUUUAGAUUCGUAAUAUAUUUAAACCACAACAUGGCCGCGCAAUGGCACUGGCGGAAGCAGCCAAACGCGCCACAUCUCUAGAAUCAAACUAAACGUACUACUCUCCAGCACCUACACUAGUGGGCCGGGCGCAACAAAGGGGCACCCUUUGGAGACCCUUCCCCGUCCCGUAUAGUGCAACCCCUGGCAGCCCGGUGCCCCGAGUGGCCCCAACAAGGAAGAGGAAUGUGGUGCUUGCGGUGGUUGGUAGAUGAAAAUAUAUUUGUUUGUAAUAAGAAAGUUACGAGAUAUACUCACAGGAGAAGAGAAACAUCAGCCCGCACACUUACACGUACGUAUGUGUGCGGGCAGCGCGUUUGG
Anopheles cruzii is the source of this 7979-nucleotide messenger RNA. Its product is annotated as remodeling and spacing factor 1. Gene Ontology annotation, cellular component: RSF complex. NCBI's taxonomy places the organism in Eukaryota, Metazoa, Arthropoda, Insecta, Diptera, Culicidae. The transcript has 9 exons. Gene Ontology annotation, biological process: regulation of DNA-templated transcription. The record is from RefSeq and is a predicted model, not a curated record. The coding region runs from base 1 to 7632 and encodes 2543 amino acids.